CCGAACCCAAACAAGAACGAACAAGCCUCAUAGCAGCAGCUUUCGGCGCUCUUUUUUCUUUAAUCUCUAUUCUCUCUUUCUUUUCCCUUUCUUAUUCUGUUUUUUUUUUUUUUUUUUAUAUAGUCUCAAAUCAAUUAACCAUCAUCUUCUUCUCUUCUAUACUAUAUAUGUCUAUGUUUCUCUCCGUAUGAUACAUUAGUACAUGUUGUUUUGUGUUUUGUGUACCCAUUAUUACCUACACUGCUCCAAAUCAAUUUAUAUUAUAAUCCAUUAUUACCUUAAACUAAACAAAAAUUAUUUUUUUUUACUUUUUAUGUUGUGUUGUGUUAUUAUAGUAGAAUGAUAUAAUCUUCUUCCUCCACUAUGAACCACCAACACAACCGAACUUGCUUUCUAUCUUCUCACUCUCAACUCAUCAACCAAAUCUAGCGGCAUAUCUUCCACCCUUUACUCAAUUCUUUUCAGUUCUUUUGUUAGGUGAAAUCAAGCCCAUUAAUGUAUGUACGCAUUAGAGAAGGGCAUUGAAACACACUGAUUUCUGGUGGAGCUUGACUAGUCGUCUUCUAUGCUGUCUUUUGUAACAGAAAAUAUGGGCUUACUCUGUAGCAGAAAUCGUCGUUAUAAUGAUGCUGAUGCUGAAGAAAAUGCACAGGCUGCAGAAAUUGAAAGAAGAAUAGAGUUAGAAACAAAGGCUGAAAAGCAUAUUCAGAAACUUCUACUACUUGGAGCUGGAGAGUCAGGGAAAUCCACAAUCUUUAAGCAGAUAAAACUUUUAUUUCAAACUGGCUUUGAUGAAGCAGAGCUAAAAAGCUACCUACCAGUCAUUCAUGCUAACGUGUAUCAGACAAUAAAAUUACUGCAUGAUGGAUCAAAGGAGUUAGCUCAGAAUGAUAGUGAUUUUUCAAAGUACGUUGUAUCCGAUGAAAAUAAGUACAUUGGGGAAAAAUUAUCAGAAAUUGGAGGCAGGCUGGAUUACCCAUGUCUCACCAAGGAACUUGCACAGGACAUAGAGAAUCUAUGGAAGGAUACUGCAAUUCAGGAAACAUAUGCCCGUGGUAAUGAGUUCCAAGUUCCAGAUUGUACUCAUUAUUUCAUGGAAAAUUUGGAGAGGCUGUCUGAUGCAAAUUAUGUUCCAACAAAGGAGGAUGUUUUGUAUGCAAGAGUGCGUACCACUGGUGUUGUAGAGAUCCAGUUCAGCCCUGUUGGAGAAAAUAAGAAAAGUGGUGAAGUUUACAGACUCUUUGAUGUUGGCGGCCAGAGAAAUGAGAGGAGAAAAUGGAUCCAUCUAUUUGAAGGAGUUUCAGCUGUAAUAUUCUGUGCUGCAAUUAGCGAGUAUGAUCAAACACUUUUUGAGGAUGAGAACAAGAACAGAAUGAUGGAGACUAAGGAACUUUUUGAGUGGGUUCUGAAGCAACAAUGUUUUGAGAAAACAUCCUUCAUGUUAUUUUUAAACAAGUUUGACAUAUUUGAGAAGAAGAUCCUGAAUGUCCCACUUAAUGUAUGUGACUGGUUCAAAGAUUACCAGCCAGUUUCAACAGGGAAACAAGAGAUUGAACAUGCAUAUGAGUUUGUGAAGAAAAAAUUUGAGGAAUCAUAUUUCCAGAGCACUGCUCCUGAUCGCGUGGACCGCGUCUUUAAGAUCUACCGGACCACUGCUCUUGAUCAGAAGGUUGUUAAGAAAACCUUCAAGCUUGUUGAUGAGAGUCUGAGGCGGAGGAAUCUCUUUGAGGCUGGCUUGUUAUGACCAGUGAACCAUAUGUUAUAAGAGGGAUGAAAUAUAUUUUUACAUUGAAGAGGUGAUAAAGAUUUUGGGUAUACUAGAGGUCAGGUAUACUAAAUAUUAAAUCGAUUUGUUGAUUUUGUUUCAAGUAAAUCUUGUUGAAAGAGUGGAUGGAGAAAGGCCAUUCUAAAUAGUUGAUCUCCACGUCCAUGUUAAAAGCGCAAAUUUGUUGCGUUGAAGUUUCAAGAUUUGAU
Molecule: messenger RNA, 1974 nt
Organism: Gastrolobium bilobum
Lineage: Eukaryota; Viridiplantae; Streptophyta; Magnoliopsida; Fabales; Fabaceae
Product: guanine nucleotide-binding protein alpha-1 subunit
Exons: 14
Coding region: 566-1744 (392 amino acids)
Biological process (GO): adenylate cyclase-modulating G protein-coupled receptor signaling pathway
Cellular component (GO): heterotrimeric G-protein complex
Molecular function (GO): G protein-coupled receptor binding; guanyl nucleotide binding; GTPase activity
Source: RefSeq, a predicted model, not a curated record